This is a messenger RNA of Penicillium paradoxum, 2646 nucleotides long. Its product is annotated as MCM DNA helicase complex subunit MCM3. The transcript has 7 exons. Gene Ontology annotation, biological process: DNA replication; mitotic DNA replication initiation; DNA strand elongation involved in DNA replication. The record is from RefSeq and is a predicted model, not a curated record. Gene Ontology annotation, molecular function: single-stranded DNA helicase activity; single-stranded DNA binding; ATP hydrolysis activity. Gene Ontology annotation, cellular component: MCM complex; nucleus. Lineage: Eukaryota; Fungi; Ascomycota; Eurotiomycetes; Eurotiales; Aspergillaceae. Bases 1 to 2646 code for a protein of 881 amino acids.
AUGGACGGCAUACAACUACGGGAUGAGGCCGCGCAGGAUCGCGUGCGCGCUGCCACCGAAUUCCUUGACCCAGCUGAUGCACGGGCACGCAGUUAUCGAGCGGACAUUGUGGUUAUGCUAAAUAAGGGUGCGCGACGUUUGACAGUCAGCAUCGAUGAAAUCAGAGCACACAACCGGGAGCUGGCCGAUGGGCUGCUUUCUUCGCCAUUCGAUUACUCGCAAGCCUUUGAUAUGGCCUUGAAGGCAGUCGUCAAAACCCUGCCCGGUCGACCAGUUAAAGAAACCUCAGAUGAAACAAACUACUAUUGCGCCUAUGUUGGCGCAUUCGGAGAAUUCUCCUGCAAUCCCCGCACAUUGGGUUCUCAACAAUUGAAUCAUAUGGUAUCCCUCGAGGGUAUUGUGACAAAAUGCUCUCUGGUGCGCCCCAAGGUAGUGCAGAGUGUUCACUAUGUCGAGAGGAAGGAUCGUUUCGUCGCCAGAAAAUAUCGUGAUCAAACUAUGAGUGCCAGCGGUGCAACCAGCUUGAACGUUUACCCUCAAGAGGAUGAUGAAAAGAACCCACUUAUCACCGAGUACGGCUACUCUACAUACCUCGAUCACCAGUCAAUCUCCAUCCAAGAAAUGCCCGAACGUGCGCCCGCAGGACAGUUGCCCCGAAGUGUCGAUGUCAUUCUGGACGACGACCUUGUCGAUACUGCCAAGCCUGGAGAUAGAAUCCAGCUGGUGGGUAUCUACCGCACCCUUGGUAACCGAAACGCAGGCAGUGGCUCGUCGACUUUCCGCACCGUGGUCAUGGCGAACAAUAUUAUUCAAUUGUCUUCGAAGAGUGGUGGAGGUAUAGCAGAGGCUGUCCUUACCGAUACCGACAUUCGAAACAUCAAUAAGAUUGCGAAGAAGAGAAAUGUGUUCGAAUUGUUGUCCAAGUCUUUGGCUCCCAGUAUCCACGGCCAUGAUUACAUCAAAAAGGCAAUCCUCCUGAUGCUUCUUGGUGGAAUGGAGAAGAACUUGGAUAACGGAACCCAUCUUCGUGGUGAUAUCAACAUUCUUAUGGUCGGUGACCCCUCGACUGCAAAAUCUCAGCUGCUUCGUUUUGUGUUGAAUACUGCGCCAUUGGCAAUCGCUACUACUGGUCGAGGCUCCUCCGGCGUCGGUUUGACUGCUGCUGUUACCUCUGACAAAGAAACCGGUGAACGCCGACUGGAGGCCGGUGCCAUGGUUCUCGGUGACCGCGGAGUGGUUUGUAUCGAUGAGUUUGACAAGAUGAGCGAUGUCGAUCGUGUUGCCAUCCACGAAGUCAUGGAACAACAGACUGUCACAAUCGCCAAAGCCGGUAUCCACACAAGCUUGAAUGCUCGCUGCAGUGUUCUCGCAGCAGCCAAUCCAAUCUAUGGCCAAUACGAUCCCCACAAGGAUCCGCAUAAGAACAUUGCUCUUCCCGAUUCCCUACUCUCUCGUUUCGAUUUGCUAUUCGUUGUGACGGAUGACAUCGAAGACACCCAUGACCGCAGGAUCUCGGAGCACGUUCUCCGCAUGCACCGCUACCGCCAGCCUGGCACUGAGGAGGGUGCCCCAGUCCGGGAACAGCUUAACCAAACCCUGGGCGUUGGAGUGGAAGAUCGUCAAGACGGCAAUGCGCCAAGUGAAGUGUUCGAGAAGUUCAACGUCAUGCUUCAUGGUGGUAUGAUCGAUGCUGCUAACGCUGGCCGUCGCCGUGGCAAGAACGUGGAAAUUAUCAGUAUUCCCUUCAUCAAGAAGUAUAUCCAAUAUGCUAAGAAGCGAAUCAUGCCCGUCUUGACCAAGGGUGCUGCCGACCACGUUAUCGCUACAUACUCUGCUUUGCGAAACGAUGAACUCACUGGCAACAAGCGUCGCACCUCGCCCAUCACUCCUCGUACUCUGGAGACCCUGAUUCGUUUGUCCACUGCACACGCCAAGGCACGUUUGUCGAAUCGUGUGGAUCAGAGCGACGCCAAAAAUGCCGAGGCCAUCCUGCGUUUCGCCAUGUUCAAGGAAGUCCUCGAGGACGAGCGUCGUAAGAGACGCAAGGUGACCACCUUCGAUUCCGACUCCGAAUCCGACAGUGAUGCCGAACUCGAUGACAACUCUGAUGAUGACACCAAUGCCCGCGGCACAUCCACCGCCACACCCGGUCGACGCACCGGCACAGCACGCACCCGCGGCACCGCAACGCAGUCUAGCGCCCCCGUUCCCGACGAGGACGAAGACCCAGACAGCUUGUACACAGCCAGUCCACGUGCUCAGCGCCUGCGCUCGAGCCAGACAGGCCGUACCCAGACACAGACCGACUCGCAGAUGUCAAUGGCAUCUUCGCGACCAGCCUCACAGCUCAUCGAGUCCCAAACAGACACGCAAUCCACAUCUGCAGACGUCCCCAUCACACCUGCGCGCAUGAUAGUCUUCCGACAGACUCUCGGCCCGCUCAUGGGCAAGACCGUGUUCAAGGAUAGCGAUACAAGCAAGGUCGACGAUCUGAUCAACGCCGUCAACACUGCUAUCCGCGACUCGCCCAAGCAUGGCGCUUCGCAAGUCUUCCCCCGCUCUGAAGCUAUCCAGGCCUUGCGGAUCAUGAACGAGGAUAAUAUUCUGAUGUACCUCGAGGAUGACGAUGAUGUAUACCGGGUUUAA